Hypanus sabinus (Atlantic stingray) is the source of this 1153-nucleotide messenger RNA. Its product is annotated as immunoglobulin lambda-1 light chain-like. The transcript is spliced from 3 exons. The record is from RefSeq and is a predicted model, not a curated record. Lineage: Eukaryota; Metazoa; Chordata; Chondrichthyes; Myliobatiformes; Dasyatidae. Bases 62 to 790 code for a protein of 242 amino acids.
GGCGGCCACAGUCUGUCACAGAUCCAUCGGCUGAAGGGACGUAGGAAGCUGACGGACAGCAAUGAUACGGACGUUGUGCUUUUUCUUGUUUCUGGCAAUGUGGCUGGGCUCUGGAGACUCCCAGACUCUGACACAGCCUCCGACCGUGUCGGUGAGUCCAGGAGCCACAGCCUCGCUUGAAUGUAACAUCGGAACAAAGGAUAGCUAUUACGUAUCUUGGUACAAGCAGACACCGGGAACGGAUCCACAAUGGAUCCUGUACUACCAUCACUCGCUCAGCGCCCCGACUUAUGGGUCUGGCUUUAGCAGCGACCGUUUCACGUCGACAGUCAACAGCGCCGGCACCGUUUACCAGUUAAACAUAAAAAAUGUGGACCUGAAUGACGCUGCCGUCUAUUACUGCGGAAAAUGGGUUUCAUCGCCCAGUAGCUUCGCGUUCGGCCCGGGGACCAAGCUCUUCGUUACAGAUCAACAGCUCCCCGAUCCUUCAGUGAAACUGCUUGGGCCGUCAGCCAAGGAGAUCUCUGCUAAAGGAACCGGCACCUUAGUUUGCCUGGUCAGUAAGCUGUCGGUGGGCUUCCCUGUCGUCAGCUGGACAGUGGACGGGAGUCCAACCAGCCGUGAGGUGACAACCAGCGCAGUGAGGCGGAACACGGACAGAACUUUCAGUCUCAGCAGCUACCUGACGGUGCCCGGCGCAGACUGGAGUAGUGGCAAGGUAUACUCCUGCGUGGUUAAUCUCGGAACGGCUUCGACAACAUCCGCAACAGUCACACAGUCCAACUGUUAAAACAGAGCCGUGGCCUCGUACUUGUUUGCUUCGAACAGAUUUUUUUUUGCAUCUUUCACCUCCCUCUACCACUCUCUUCACUGUACUCCGAACUCUGACCAGAGUUCUGUGGUUUCCAUUGUGUUAUAAUAUUUGCACUCAGACUGAUUUUGUUCCGCUUCAUUCUCGGAGAAGCUACGUGGGGUAAAAGGGGCCUGUUACUUGUCAUCAUUAGAAACAUCAGCUGGUGAAUUGUUUUCUCUGUUACCAAGGAUGGAUCUGAUUGAAGUUAUUCAUGCGUCUGUUAAUGAUUUCUCAGCAGCAUCAGACUGACAGGUGGCAACGGCCAUAAACUGCUAAUAAAGAUGUUCAGUGCAGGAAUGA